UCUUCUCCAGCUUCCAAUCUUCACCAAUCACCAAUCACCAGCCCUUACCCAGCGAAGCGACCGGCGUCCCCUGUUCCCUUCCCAUGGAGAUUGCCUACCCCUACGGCGGGGACCUCACCAGGAAGCACGGCUUCGUCACAGGCCAGCCGUUUGACGCCAAGAUCGACAUCAUGUCCGGCCAGAAGCGCGCGAGGGAGAUGGAGAUCCUUCGCCAGCGCUUCCAAGCAGAGCUCGUCGCCGUCCGUCGCCUCCUCCACAAGGCGGCCGCCGUGCUAGCUCCCGCCUCGUCCCCGUCGGCUCCCCGCGUCAAGAAGAGUCGUCCAAGGUUCUUGGCCGAGGAACCGCCGACCAAGAAGAGGAAGGCGUCCCCUCCAGUUCCCCUGAUCAAUCGCAAGAAGCCGCCUACGAAGAAGAAGAUGACGGCCUCUGAGCGGGAGAUGCUCGCGGAAGACCUGGAGCUCUUCGUUGCGGAAAUCCCCGAUCACAUCGUCCAGCUCUUGCAGAAGCACAGCUGCGCCACCCGCCCCGGCGAAAUCGAGAUCGACCUCCACGCGUUGGACGACGCUGCUGCUGUCGAGUUACAGGAGCAGGUUGACAAGUUCGCUCGAGAGAGGAGGUCGGCGAAUCCGUCGCCCCAAGAACGCCAUCAAGACGGCCCUGAGGUGAUGGCCGAAGAGGAGGUCGAAGAAGUUGACAUCUGUGGCGGCGUCUCCCCCUUAGCGAUCGUGCCGCAACCUCUGCUGCAAGAACGCCACCAAGACGGCCCUGAGGUGAUGGCCGAAGAGGAAGAGGAGGAAGAAGUUGACAUCUGCGGUGGCGUCUCCCCAUUACCGAUCGUGCCGGCACCUCUGCUGCUCGUCGAAGAUGAAACAGCCAGCGGCAGCCCAAGCUCCAGCAGCAGCAGCAGCAGCAGCAGUUCAGAUACUGAUUCCAGCGACAGCGAUUCAGACACUGAUUCCGGCAGCAGCGACUCGGGUUCAGAGCACUCCGGCGGCAGUGACUCAGAUUCUGAUUCCGACGAGAUCGUCGACAGUCCAGCACCGGCCACGCCUCCAACAUGUGAGCAGCUCGCCUGUGCUCUGGAAAGGCAGCGAAAGGAGGCCACGUCCCGGGCGAGGGAGAAGGCCCGUCAGGAGCUGCUCCAGAUGGAGAAGACGGCAAUGCCCGACGAUACCCUACACCGAGAGGAUCUGAAGAGGCUCGGCAUUGAUGAGUACAACACAGCGAAGCCCAGCAACGUGUUGCGGCAGAUUGGGCUCUACCUCAAGGUUGACGAAGACUGGAAGCAGCAACGCCGUCAAAGCUUCCACGAGGAUUUAGAGGAAGGCGAGAUUCGGUCGUGAUCGUCGUUGCUAGCAAGGUCCUAUAACAAGUGAUGCUGUUGCUGAUGGCUUGAUGCCUCACACAAAACUUGUAGCUCUCUUCUGUAGAUUGUAUGUGUGCUGAACAUG
Molecule: messenger RNA, 1451 nt
Organism: Triticum dicoccoides
Lineage: Eukaryota; Viridiplantae; Streptophyta; Magnoliopsida; Poales; Poaceae
Product: transcription factor GTE11-like
Exons: 1
Coding region: 84-1343 (419 amino acids)
Source: RefSeq, a predicted model, not a curated record